UGAAUAGCGUCGCUGUCACAAGCAUUCGAAAGCGUCGAGGAAGGCAUUUUUAAUUCCACGCUGGAAGAGAAGAGAAGAAGGAAGGCAGGCAGCUCCCUGCGGUUCGUAUUAUGAAUCCGCGGAGCUCCAAAGUCAGACCGAACUACUGAAGGCGGGAUUACUUUUCUCUCGGUGCGAUCUCGUUGAAAGUCAUGGAGGGGUCAAAGUGUCAUUUUUGACUUUGGCAGAUUGUUUUUUGGUUUCAACUUCAGCUGCGGGAUUAAAAGCGCGAUUCCACGAAGGACAGGCUGAAGGCAGGUGAGGAUGGUGAACAGUCAAGUGUCGGGCGUACCUCCGGCCCCGAGGUCAUGCGCAGGAUGUGGCGGGAAGAUUGCUGACCGCUUCCUGCUCUUCUCCAUGGAGCGUUACUGGCACACUCGCUGCCUCAAGUGCUCUUGCUGCCAAGCCCAGCUGGGCGACAUCGGUACCAGCUGCUACAGCAAAGGCGGCAUGAUUCUGUGUCGCAGCGACUACAUCAGGCUGUUUGGGCACAGCGGGGCGUGCAAUGCCUGCGGGCAGUCCAUCCCAGCCAAUGAGAUGGUGAUGAGGGCACAGGGAAAUGUUUACCACCUCAAGUGUUUCAGCUGCGCCACAUGCAGAAACAGACUCAUGCCCGGAGAUCGCUUCCAUUAUAUGAACGGUACAAUCUUCUGUGAGCACGACAGACCGGCUGCUGCCUUGCUCAACAGCCACCUGCCUCCUCUUCCAAGUAAUUCUGUCUUGACGGACCAAAAGGUGUGCUGAGUGAUGUGCGUGCCAUUGCUUUACUUCCUGUCUCCUGCUAUCGUCGCCAUUGUUGUGGAUUCUGCUCACCACCACGGAUCCCUGUCCUGAAAUGCAUUCUUCCAACAACAUCCCAUUCCGCCAUGCUGUCAUAAAGGUCAUGCGCCACGUCCCAAAGUUUAUUGUGCUCGGUAUAAGAGUGCUCUGUCGUUCCGUGUGGACCGCAUUGGCAGAGGCUGCUUCGGACUGCGAGGACAGUGAUGACGGUUGGCCCUGCCAUUGUUCCGAGGAAGGAACAAAAGACUCUUCAUGGAGAGUGUGAUGGACUGAUGGAAAAUGGCUGUCCAAGUGCUUUGCCGCCAAGCAUCAACGUUUGGAAUGAACUCUGAUUUGUCUCUUGUAUGUUUUCCGGACAUCAUGUACAGUACUGUUGAAUAUACAGUCAAUACAGUCAGAAUCUAAUCCAUGAAAUAGCGUUUAGCGAUGCUGUUUGAAGACUCACAAUGAUGCUACAAACUUUUUUGAACCCAUAAGAAGCCGGAUCCAUUUCAAGUCAACUGAUGUUGGAUAUACCACAGAGCGAGUGGAACAUAUUGUUAGAAUAAUAUACUGUGGAACAUUGGUGAGCAUCGUCAAUACGUUCCAGAAGGUCCAAGCCUAUCCCAGUCUAUUUUUCCCAUAAGGGAUAAUGAAAAUUCAAUUAAUCCGUUCCAGAUAGCCAAAACACGAUUUUAUAGUAUUACAUGCAGAAAACAAUCCCAAUGCAUAUAAUAUAUAUAUAUAUAUAUAUAUAUAUAUAUAUAUAUAUAUAUAUAUAUAUAUAUAUAUAUAUACAAUUCUGAAUGAAAGGGAUAAAUGAACAUUUAAGGUUAUUUUACCGUCAUUGUUGCCAAAGACGGGCGGCACGGUGGUCUAGGGGUUAGCGCGCAGACCUCACAGCUAGGAGACCAGGGUUCAAUCCCACCCUCGGCCAUCUCUGUGUGGAGUUUACAUGUUCUCCCCGUGCAUGCGUGGGUUUUCUCCGGGUACUCCGGUUUCCUCCCACAUUCCAAAAACAUGCUAGGUUAAUUAGCGACUCCAAAUUGUCCAUAGGUAUGAAUGUGAGUGUGAAUGGUUGUUUGUCUAUAUGUGCCCUGGGAUUGGCUGGCCACCAGUCCAGGGUGUACCCCGCCUUACGCCCGAAGACAGCUGGGAUAGGCUCCAGCACCCCCCGCGACCCUCGUGAGGAAAAGCGGUAGAAAAUGAAUGAAUGAAUGAAUGAAUGUUGCCAAAGACACAAUGUGGCACCUUCCUGUUUUGCCAUGAGUUAUUUCUACAGUUCAGUCGUGUUUCUCACCUCACGUCUCAGCUUUUAUUUUGAUCACGGCAGUAAAAGUUGCAAGUGCCGGGAUUUUGAUGAAGAAUGUGAGAAACUAUUGAAGUCAAGAAUUCGUUCAUAGGGUUAGCAUAUAGCAUAUGCUUGUCCGUGUUGAUCUCUCUGCCACAUUGUGUCUUUGUCUCCACGGUGUGGCUAAAUGAAUAAUGGGAUCAGUCUAAUGCGCUUUGGGUACCUUGAAUGGCGCUGUAUAACUCCAGUUCAUUGUUAUUAUUUAUCCCUUUCAUUUGUCCUUUAUGUGGUGUAACUGUGUUAGUUAGCAAAGAACUACAGAAUCAACCCCUGAUGACAUCACAGGGCUGACUUGCGCCUCCUUGGGACACUUUGUGAUAAUAAUACAUGAAGAACACAAUCAGUAUUAAUGACGUGACAAGACAUACGCCAAAUUGUACGCUGACAGAAAAAUGUACUUAAACCGAGGCAAGAUUUUGGUGUACAGCUGAUGCUAAUCGAGGUGCCACUGUACUGCUAACUGACGUCAAAGAUGUGUGACGUUACAUAUACGUUACAUUGUUCGUGUUAAAUGUAUUAGAUAUUUGAAAAGAAGUCAACGUGACACGUUUUGGUUUUGUUUUGUUUCAAAUCAUUGCAUUGAAUGUCAUGUUAACAAUUGUGACAAAUAUGUGACAGCAGGCGCUUUACGGCAAUUUGAUGGAUGAAAGCCCAAUAGCAACAUUUUCCCAGCUUGUUUUCUAUAAAUGAAUUGAAAAAAAUAUACAAUUACAAUACUUAAAGCAUUACAAUUGGUUGAAAAUAAACGUUUAGAAAUGAGCUAGCUUACCUGACACUGGACACAUGACUGUCACAUGACAAGCACUAAAUGUUUCCUAUACAGUCAACUUGAAUUUAUAUUAUGUCCGAUGGGAAACGUUUCCUCGGUUUUCGUACAUUUAAUUUUUUGUCCGAUUUUUCCAAAGUAAUUAAUGCCACAAAGCAAGGUUCCACCGUGGCUUCUUAUGGGCUGUUGAAAAAUGUUCAUCGUUUUUCCUUGUGAUCGUUGAAAUGAAUUGUAUUUCUUCACCAGCUUCCUGGUCAAUGUGAGGAAACGAGCAAUGGUUUAAAAUCAUAUUAAAAUGAUUUUCCCGUA
Molecule: messenger RNA, 3224 nt
Organism: Doryrhamphus excisus (bluestripe pipefish)
Lineage: Eukaryota; Metazoa; Chordata; Actinopteri; Syngnathiformes; Syngnathidae
Gene: lmo4lb
Product: LIM domain only 4-like b
Source: RefSeq, a predicted model, not a curated record